Messenger RNA from Nyctereutes procyonoides (raccoon dog), 7111 nucleotides. Its product is annotated as zinc finger protein 699. Gene Ontology annotation, biological process: negative regulation of transcription by RNA polymerase II; regulation of immune system process; regulation of cytokine production. Gene Ontology annotation, cellular component: transcription regulator complex; PcG protein complex. NCBI's taxonomy places the organism in Eukaryota, Metazoa, Chordata, Mammalia, Carnivora, Canidae. Gene Ontology annotation, molecular function: RNA polymerase II cis-regulatory region sequence-specific DNA binding; DNA-binding transcription factor activity, RNA polymerase II-specific. The record is from RefSeq and is a predicted model, not a curated record. The coding region runs from base 2502 to 4409 and encodes 635 amino acids. The transcript has 5 exons.
UUUUUCCAAAUUAGAGCUAUUCUCUAAUUCUAGUGUGUUAAAUGGUCAUCAAUGGAUAUUGAUAUAGAUUGGUCACUUUUUUUUUUUAAAGAUUUUAUUUAUUUAUUCAUGAGAGACAAAGAGAGAGAGAGGCAGAGACACAGGCAGAGGGAGAAGCAGGCUCCAUGCAGGAAGCCUGAUGUGGGACUCGAUCCCAGGAUCCUGGGAUCUCGUCCUGAGCGGGAGGCAGAUGCCCAACUGCUGAGCCACCCAGGCAUCCCUCAUUAUUCAAUUCUUGACUAUACUAAUACUUUUAUAGUGUUUUGCAUUUAUAUGUUUGAGAUCUUUCCUAUUUUGUCUUGAGUUGUACUUUUUUGGCUUGGAAACACUAGGAAAACAGUAUUUUUCCACUCUUACAAUGGAAUUAUGAAUCCUUUAUUUAUUUGGUGUACUUGCCUGUGAAAAAAUUUGUAAUUUAUAUUUAUUUUGUGGGCCUGUUUUAAACUACUGUUUUUUUUUUUGUUGUUGUUGUUGUUGUAUUUUCUUUCAGGAUUGGAUGUAAUCAGGUUUUGUAUUUAUUUUAGAUCAUUGCCAGAAAGUUGUACUUCUCUGUAGGAAUUCAUUCAUUAUCCGUACAUUUUCAUGUAUAUUAUCUUAGCUUUUUUGUUGUAUUCUCCCUUCAAAAUCUGUGAUUAUGACUCAUUCAUAACUCUUUGUCUAUGCUCUAUUGUUAAAAUUGUUCAAGCUUUGUUGAUUUUAUUAGUUUUCAAGGGGCACAUUAUUCCUUUUUAUGAUUCCUUUUUUAGUUUUUAAAAACAUCAUUAAUUUUGUCCUAUUUUCAUUUUUCUAAACCUUUAUGCUGUCCUUUUUCCAACCUUUAAGUUAACGGUUACCCCACUCAUCCUGAUUUUAUUUUCUCUGGGAGUUGAUGAUAUUCAUAGAACUAUGUAAAUAUAUGUCCCACAUCAGCUAUGGAUUCCCAGUGUUAUCUGAAACACUUUGUUUCAUUUUCUGCUUCUUCUCAGCUACUAAAGUAGUCCUAACUGGUUAAAGGUAAAUGUGUGUGUGUGCGCUGCAUUAUUAUGUAUCCUAUACCACUACCUGAUACAGUUUGUUCGUUUACUGCCCUCCCUCAGAAGAUCAUGACAUCCCUGUCCUUCAGGAUUUUUCUAUUUUGUUCAGUGCGAUAUCCUCUGUGGCUGUAUGUAGUGGGAUUGGGGUAAAUAUUACCUAAGUAAAUUGAAAUGAAGGAACAAGAGGUAGGGGCCUUAAGGGAAGCGCUCUUGAUCAGAACAUGGGUCUUAGUCAAGAGGUGCUCAAAGAUAAAACAUUUAAAUAGAAUACUUCGUUUGUCUACUCUCCAUAGUGCACAGCAGGAUUCUAGGCUAGACUCUGGUACUGCUUGUAAUGCCUCACUAACAACUAAAUUAUAAGGUGUAUGUUCAGAAAUACACUCAUUGGGAAUUUAGGGUUUGAAGACAAACAGGCCUGCAUUCACACACUUGUAUGUGUAGUACACCCGGUGUUACGUACACCUCGGCCACUUUCUGACUUGGUAGCAUUGAGUAUAUGGUUAAUCGAUUCUAAGAAUUCUCAACUAUAAAAACUGUAAUAAUACCUGAUUUGCAGAACUUCUAUGAGAGGAAAGCUCUCUGUGGGGUCAUUCUCCCAUCAUGGUUGCUCAAAUGGCACAUGUUAUUAAUACAGUAAAGAAUGUUGCAAUUUUUAUAGAUAUUAAAAUAUGCUGCUUGAUCCACUGCAUGAAAAAAGCUGUUAGUUUUCGUUACUUUAAAUUUAUGUAAUAGAGCUGCUAUCGGAUAUGACAUGUUGCUGACUUCACUUUGGGUGUUCUUGUUCUGUGCUGCUGUAUUGCAUAGGCAAACUUUAACAUGGGAGUCACAGUGUGGCAAUCUUCUCUGCCUCCUACAUGUAGUAUUCAGUCAGUUGAUACUCUUUCUCAGAAACUGAGUUUCAGAGGCCCUGCAGGGGUGGAUUCAGUGGUCAGGGGCUGAGGAGUAAUUCCUGUUAGCCUGCCAGUGGUGCAGAAGUAAGAAAUACUGGGAGUGGAGCCCCCGGAAAUUGGAUAUGUAAGUCCUUUUUUGGAUUUGACACAGAGUGUAUUUUUAUGGUUGAAAGCAUUGUCUGAUAUUUUUUGUUUCUCAUUAUUAUGGGAAGUUGACAGCUAAACUGUUUUAGAUUUUGGUUAAUUUACAAAAUGGGACUUUUAACGUUUUCUCCCUCCUCUUUUUAAUGGUCAGCAAGGACCACAGCAAUGUUUUUUUUCUAGCUCUGCAGGAGAUAAGACUACCUUCUUACUCAGUGUGUGUUUGGUUGGGUGUCUUAAGGGUAUGCUCUAUACGUGUGUGUGUGUGUUUUGAGGGGAGUGGUCCCUCAUAACAGAUGUGCUGCAGCAUCCGGGCUCAUGAGUUGUGGAAAUUGUGGGGAGACCUGGAUUCUUGUGUUUUCUUUCUCCUGCUUUAGCUCUAACUAACUUCUCAGUGCUCUUUCUUCAUGAAGGGAACAUGGAAGAAGAAAGAAAUGCUGCUGAAUUACAGAAAAAUAUGACACAGGACUCUGUGGUCUUUGAGGAUGUGGCUGUGGACUUCACCCAGGAGGAGUGGGCUUUGCUGGAUCUUGCUCAGAGAAGCCUCUACAGAGAUGUGAUGCUGGAAAACUUUCAGAACCUGGCCUCACUAGGAUAUCCACUGCACACACCAUAUCUGAUCUCCCAAUGGAAACAAGAGGAGGACCUGGAGACAGUAGAACAAGGACUUAUCCAGGGGAAGCACCAGGAAGGUUUUAAGAUUCAACUUAAAACUAAUGAAUCAGCACAAGAUACUUGUGAACAAAAAAUAUCCAGUGAACAGAAAAUAGUAAGAUUCAAAAGGAAUGAUUCUUGGUCAUCCAUUUUACACCAAAACUCGGAAUACCAUGAUACUUAUUAUCAGAACAAAAGCCAUGAGAGACAUUUGAGAAGUCCAGUGGAGCACAUCUUUGAAUGUAACGAAGAAAAUCAGUGUGAACAAGCCUUUGGCCAAAUUUCACGUCUUAACAUAGACAAGGGAACUACUGAAGUAAAGUCCUAUGAAUGCCAUGAGUGUCAAAAGGCCUUCACGGAUCUUUUAUCCCUUAAGAAUCACAUCAGGUCUCACACUGGCAGCAAACCCUAUCAGUGUAAAGAAUGUGGGAAAGCCUUCCAUUUUCUUGCUUGUUUUAAGAAGCAUGUGAAAAAUCCCACUGAAGGGAAACCCUAUGAAUGUAAAGAAUGUACAAAAGCCUUUGGUUGUUCUUCCUUCUUUAGGGCACAUAUGAAGAUUCACACUGGAAAGACGAGCUAUGAAUGUAAGGAAUGUGGGAAGACCUUUAGCUGUUCUUCAUCCCUGACAGAACAUAAAAGGAUUCACAGUGGCGAUAAGCCUUAUGAGUGUCGGGAAUGUGGGAAGGCAUUUAGUUGUUCCUCUUCACUCUCCAAACACAAAAGGAUUCACAGUGGAGAUAAGCCAUAUGAAUGUAAGGAAUGUGGGAAGGCCUUUAGUUCUUCCUCUCACCUUAUAAUACAUAUAAGAAUUCAUACUGGAGAGAAGCCUUACGAAUGUAAAGAGUGUGGGAAAGCAUUCAGUGAGUCCUCAAAACUCACUGUACAUGUCAGAACACACACAGGACAGAAACCCUAUAAAUGUAAGGAAUGUGGGAAAGCCUACAAUUGUCCCUCCUCCUUAAGUAUCCAUAUGAGAAAACACACUGGAGAGAAACCCUAUGAGUGUCUGGAAUGUGGAAAAGCCUUCUAUCUUCCCACUUCCCUUAACACGCAUGUGAAAAAUCAAAGUAGAGAGAAACCCUAUGAAUGUAAAGAAUGUGGAAAAGCCUUUAGUUGUCCCUCAUCCUUCAGAGCACAUGUGAGAGAUCACACUGGAAAGAUACAAUAUGAAUGUAAGGAAUGUGGGAAAGCUUUUAGCCGUUCCUCAUCCCUCACUGAACACUUAAGAACUCACAGUGGAGAGAAGCCUUAUGAAUGUAAAGAAUGUGGGAAGGCCUUCAUUAGUUCCUCCCACCUUACAGUACAUAUAAGAACUCACACUGGAGAGAAACCUUAUGAAUGUAAGAAAUGUGGAAAAGCCUUUAUUUAUCCCUCAGCUCUUAGGAUCCACAUGAGAACACAUACUGGAGAGAAACCCUAUGAAUGUAAGGAAUGUGGAAAAGCCUUUCGCCAUUCUUCAUACCUUACUGUCCAUGCAAGAAUGCACACUGGAGAGAAACCCUUCGAAUGUCUGGAAUGUGGGAAAGCCUUCAGUUGUCCCUCAUCCUUUCGAAGACAUGUAAGAAGCCACACUGGAGAGAAACCCUAUGAAUGUAAGGAAUGUGGGAAAGCUUUUGUGUGUCCUGCCUACUUUCGAAGACAUGUGAAAACUCACACUAGAGAAAGUGUAUAAAUAUAAAAAAUGUGGGGAUGUCUGCAAGGUGUUUUCAAAUCAUAGAUGGAACAUUGUGGAAAUGCCCCGUGAAUGUAAGAAAGCAAGAAAUUGUUGCUUAUCUGUUUGAAGUCUUGAGAACUCACAGCUGAGAGAGACCUGUUUAUGUAUACCUGGUGGUAAUGCCUUCGUGAACAUUGCUUCCUGUGUGGAAGAAAAUUCAUAUAAGAAGCACAGAUCAGCACGUCACCUGUAAAGUGGACUGCUGGCUCAUUGAUUUUUCAGUUUCUGUUUCCUGAUAUGAAUUCAUAGUUAUGGUGAUAAAUUUCCCUCUAAUACCUUUUCCGCUCUAACCGCUUUUUAUUUAUUUAUUUAUUUAUUUAUGUAUUUAUUUUCUAACCACGUUUUAUUAUAGGUACUUUCAUUUUGCCUGAGAUGUAAAUGUUUUUACAUUAUAAAACCUUUUGGGCCCAUAGGGGAUUCAAGGUGUUUUUCAUAAGCAGGCAGGAGUGGUCUUCUUUUUUUUGGUUUGUUCAGUUAGUUUCUAAUUAAUGCUCAUCGUUCUCCAGGUAUGUAGUCAUUAUGGUAUUAAUACUUUGGUAUUUGUAAUUUCUUUUGUGAUUUUUUCCUUGUGAUUGGUAGUUUCAUUUUGAUCUAGUAUGGAACAUACUGGAAAUUGCCUACCCAUUUUUUUCCUUUUUAUUUACUAAGAGAACCUAAAGUUUUUGAGGCUAUCACUUUUUACUAUUAAAAGCUUUUCCUGUCUAAUAAGUAAUUUUAACAGAAAUUAAUAAGUGAAAAGUCUCCAAAAAAAGAGUCACAUCUGAUGCGUUGUUUUAGUAUUUUGUUGUUGGUCCUUGCUCAUGGCUGGGAACUGGACCCCAUGUUUUGAGUUUAAAAAGGGGGAAAAAAAAAGGGAUCUUGCAAUAAGAAAGCUGGAAGUAAAGGUAGUUGAGCUGGUAUGCAUGUGUUAAUUUGGACAUAUUUUGGACUGUGUUUCUCAGAAUCAUUUCCUUAUAUCCAGUUCCAGGUUAGAAUUGUCUAGAAGAGCUUUUGCAUGAGAAUUGGAAGGCAGAUGGAAGCGCUAUUACUUUUUGUUUAGUGGGGCCAUAAUAUGGAGACAGAGGCAUAGGGGUGCAUGGUGGGCUUCAGUUUCCUGCUCAUUUUUCCUGAUGUUAGGACCCACUAACCAAUGCUAGCUUGAAACAGAAUAGUAAAUGCUUUUACAUGAGUAAAAGCUUUUGUGUGUCCUGCCUACUAACCUCAGAGCCAGCAGCUCCCUAGACCUCUCCAUCAAUUCCUCUAUCAUGGUCCUACACAGUUUCUUAGGUUUUCUGGCAAGUUCUUGGGGAAUUCCUGGGUGGCUCAAUGGUUUGGCGCCUGCCUUCAGCUCAGGGCGUGAUCCUGGAGCCCUGGGAUCAAGUCCCACAUCAGGUUCCCUACAUGGAGCCUGCUUCUCUCUCUGCCUAUGUCUCUGCCUCUCUCUCUCUCUCUCUCUCUCUCUCUCUCUGUGUGUGUGUGUGUGUCUCUCAUGAAUAAAUAAAUAAUCUUAAAAAAAAAAAAGAUUUUCUGGCAGGGUCCAGCAUUGUCAUUUUGCUGAUAUUAUAGUCCCUGGCACAUCAACUGACUGUAUAGAGGUGGCCCAAGUUUGGAGCAGGAUUGUUAUCUGCAUAGUACAAUCCCAUCACACCACUUUGCUCAAGGAGAGACAUCUAUGCAAGUCCAUCGGGAUCUCCAGCAAGAAGGGUUGUGGACAGUAAAGAAAAUUAGGUAUAAGGGAGGUAAACAUCAGACAGGGUGUCCUAUUUUAGUGGAGGAAAAUUUAUAUUUGAUACCUUCAAACAGAUUUUUCUGCUUUUUUUAUUUGGGAAAGAUGAAAAUUACUUGGUUUGUGCUUCUUCAGAUAGAUCUAGCUGCACUUUUCCCUUCUGUUAUGUUUCCCCAUCAUUUCUGAAAGUAGACCUAUGCCACUUUCCCUUCAUCUGUUGUUUUAGUGAAGUAUAUAUACACUAAUGUGCACGAAGUGUGCUGAUCUUAGACAUAUAGCUUGAUGAAAUUUCACUUACAUACGUACACACUCUGAUAAAAAACAUUUCUAGGAUUCCAGGAAGUUUAUAUUUUCUCAAUAAUGCUCCACUGAGGAAACCACAAUCUUGACUUUAUUCAGUUCAUUAGGUUUGCUUCUUGAUCCUCUUGAUCUUUAAGUGCUCAAGUACAAUAUGUACAAUUAUAUGCUUGGCUUCUUUUCUCAGCAUGAUGUCUAGCUUGCCUUUUAAUUGCUCUUUUCUGUUGACUUACACUUAUUUCUCUUGGUAUAUGUUUUGUAUUUAGGAAUGAGAUAACUGACUCAUUGGGUAGACUUUAGCUUUAGUUUUGAGUAUUCCAGUUUUUCAAAAAGAUGGACUAAAAGCUCAUCCUAAAAGCAAUGCAUGAAAAUUGCAAUUGUUCCACAUAGCUGACCAGCCCUUUCUAAUCUUAGCCCUCCAGUAGAGGACAUGGUACUAUCCUGCUUUGGUUUUACUUUUCAGUUUCCUGAUAUGUAAUGAUGGUAAAUAUUUUUUUAUGUGCUUAUUGUCUAUUUGGAUAUCUUUUAUGAGGGCACCCAUUUUUGGUUCCUUUUUUAUUUGAAGAGUUUCCUUCUAGUCUUGUCCUUUAUUGUAUGUAUGUGUAUCUCUAUGUCUAGUUAUGUACACAUACAUAUAUAAAACCGUGUGUUAUAUACU